AUGGAGAGACAUCAAAGGGUUUUGACUCUGGAUUCCCACGGAAAUCUUCACCAUCUCUAUCAAAAUCAAAACCUUGGAGGAGAUGGUGAGGAGGAGGAAGAAGAAGAAGAAGAAGAAGAAAGGGAUCAGAACCUCUCUCUAAAAACCCACCUCGACCUCGAGCCCCCAACGGCGUCGUUUCAAGACCUCUUCCAUCCGAACCACCUCCUUUACGCACGGAGGAUCGACCCCACUCACCAUCCGCCGCCGCCGCCGGAGCAGCUGCUUCCACCUCCGCCGCCCAAGAAGCGGGUAUACUUCCCCCCUUCGACCUCGUACCUUGGGGCUGUUUCCGAGUACGCAAGAAGAAUGGACGAGGGUGAGGGCGACGGCCGUGACAACCCCUCACCGCCGCCGUCGCUGUCGAGGCCCGGCGGGUCAAGGGGCGGCGCCGCAGUGGUGGGAGAGAUCGUUGAGGUGCAGGGGGGCCACAUCGUGAGGUCCACAGGCCGGAAGGACCGCCACAGCAAGGUCUGCACGGCCAAGGGCCCCCGGGACCGCCGCGUCCGACUGGCGGCGCACACCGCCAUACAGUUCUACGACGUCCAGGACCGUCUCGGCUACGACCGCCCCAGCAAGGCUGUUGACUGGCUCAUCAAGAAGGCCAAGGCCGCCAUCGACGAGCUCGAGGAGCUUCCCGCCUGGCACCCCACGGCCGCAGCUGCAGAAGGCGCGCAGAAGAAGCUCGAGCUGCAGAACCAGCCGCACGACAUGGUGAUUCCCGACGCCUCCGGUUCGUCGGGCAAGAGGGCAAUGGCGAUGCUCGGCGGUGGGAACGAGCAUAUGUCGGGGUUUCUUCCCCCGUCGUUGGACUCCGAUGUUAUAGCUGACACCAUCAGGUCCUUCUUCCCGAUGGGCGGCGGCGAAGCCGCCGGCCAGGCCAGCUCCUCCGAGAUGCAGUUUCAGAGUUUCCCGACCCACGAUUUGUUCUCAAGAAACAGCAACAACAAUAACAACAGUCAAGAUCUGAGGCUGUCUUUGCAGUCGUUUCAAAAUCCGAACUUUCUCCACCACCACCAGCACAUCCCGGCACAGCCAGCUCACGCAAACCCAGAACAUCACGCGCGGCCCAACCAGGGGCAGCAGCACGUACUCCUGACCGGCAUCCCGCUAGGGUUUGAGAGCUGGCAGCACCAGCCGGCUCCCGAGCUCGGCCGUCAGCAGCACCUUCCUUCCUGGAGCUCCGCUGACGCCACAACCGCCGGAUUCUCGUUUGGCUCGCAGCACCUGUUGGGCGGCGGCGGCAGCAACAGCAGCCACAACCACCAUUUUCUUACCACUACACAGAGGGGACCCCUUCAGUCCAGUAACUCACCUUCGGUUCGUGCUUGGAUGGACCCACCAGCGGCCAUGGCAGACAACCUCCACCACCAUCCCGGAUCUUCGUCCGUCUAUGUCCCGUCGCCGUUUCCUGGUGGCAUUGGCUUCUCGGGAUACGGUGGGUUCUCAGGGUUUCACAUUCCGACACGAAUUCAGGGUGACGAGGAGGAGCACGAUGGAUACUCAGACAAGCCAUCCUCUGCUUCCUCCGAUUCCCGCCAUUGA
Molecule: messenger RNA, 1584 nt
Organism: Striga hermonthica
Lineage: Eukaryota; Viridiplantae; Streptophyta; Magnoliopsida; Lamiales; Orobanchaceae
Source: the annotation of a GenBank genome assembly